This is a messenger RNA of Branchiostoma belcheri (Belcher's lancelet), 891 nucleotides long. Its product is annotated as craniofacial development protein 2-like. Gene Ontology annotation, molecular function: catalytic activity. The transcript is spliced from 2 exons. The record is from RefSeq and is a predicted model, not a curated record. NCBI's taxonomy places the organism in Eukaryota, Metazoa, Chordata, Leptocardii, Amphioxiformes, Branchiostomatidae. The coding region runs from base 1 to 891 and encodes 296 amino acids.
AUGUUAGACCGUGAGGAGUCGGGUAGGCCUGAACGGCUGUCAGCGAUCAUUGACCGGGAAUUGCACCGAUACCACGUGGACGUGGCUGCACUAUCCGAAACAAGACUGAAAGGUCAUGGACAACUUACGGAGCAGCACUACACGUUCUUCUGGUCAGGCGGUGACGUACAUCAAGCCGGGGUGGCGUUUGCUGUACACAAGGACGUGUUGACGAGACUUGCGGCAGUGCCGUCCGCAAUAUCCAACCGUCUCUCCAGCAUCAGGCUGGCUGAUAAACGGUUCCUGACUUUGGUAGCUGUAUACGCCCCGACGAUGACUUAUGAAGAUGCCACGAGGGCGAACUUCUACGCGGAACUCGGGCAUAUACUGAAUGACGUACCAAAAGCAGAUAAGCUUAUUGUCCUCGGUGACUUUAAUGCGCGCGUGGGGAACGACCGUCCUGGCUGGGGACGUGUGCUAGGGACACAAGCAAGAGGUCGGACAAACUCAAACGGCAGUUUGUUGCUGGAGCUUUGCACAGAAUUGGACCAGGCCAUUACUAACACUUUCUUUGCCAUGCCUGACAAGUGGUACUACAGCUGGAUGCACCCACGAUCACGCACCUGGCACCUGCUGGAUUACAUCCUUGUGCGCAGAGACGACCUUAGGGACGUGCAUUCUACAAGGGUGAUGCGAGGUGCGACCUGUGGAACAGACCACUACAUGGCAGAGGAACUAGAAAACAAGGUGUCUGACCGGAUCAACCAGCUACAGGAGCCCACUUCGCCAGACAGGAGUGUCAACGAGCGAUGUAGCAAGUCAGCAGUGUGGUUUACGCUGCAGCAAGAGAGGUCCUUGGGCAUCCAAGGCGGCGGCAUGCCGACUGGUUUGAUCAAAACGACACCGAGAUAG